Messenger RNA from Homo sapiens (human), 8483 nucleotides. RefSeq names its product adhesion G protein-coupled receptor B2 (gene ADGRB2). The record is from RefSeq and is a predicted model, not a curated record. Bases 3780 to 8180 code for a protein of 1466 amino acids. Gene Ontology annotation, biological process: cell surface receptor signaling pathway; negative regulation of angiogenesis; G protein-coupled receptor signaling pathway. Gene Ontology annotation, cellular component: extracellular region; membrane; plasma membrane. Gene Ontology annotation, molecular function: transmembrane signaling receptor activity; G protein-coupled receptor activity. The transcript has 27 exons. NCBI's taxonomy places the organism in Eukaryota, Metazoa, Chordata, Mammalia, Primates, Hominidae.
CGUGAAUGGGAGUCAUCCUGGGAAUCCCGGACCGGCCCUGGGCCUGAGACACCCCUCUCCCGCUGCUCUGCCCCUUACCCCACAGUCUUGCCUUGGCCCUUUCAGCUGCUGAAAGCUUUGAAUUCCUUUAUUGGUGCAGAAGGGAAGCUGGGGAGCCCUGAGGGGUGGAAAGAAAGGGGACUUGAGUGUGUUUGGGCAGAGUGAGAUUCUUGGGUUUGCUGGGGUCAGGGGCAUGUGGUGAAGGCAGCCCCCAGCCCCCUAGAGGAGGGGCCUUGGUAGGGUUAAAAGUGAGAGGGAGACUACUUCAGCCAGCUCCGCACCCAUCUCUGAGGCAGGAGGCCUUUUGAUCCUCCUCUCUAUCAGCCACCUCUGGCCCAGGAAGUUCUUCCUCAGAGCUGACUUUAGUACCUCUCCUAUCUAACUCUUGUGCAGGGAUGGGUCUGUGGUCUUCCUGGGUUUGGAGGUAGCCAGCCACUUAUGGUUCAACCCAAAGAGCCUUCCCAGAGGCAGUGCCCUGUACCUCAGCAGGCAAGAGGGCAGCGUUUAUGAGGUCCUGAAAAGACAGAGAGGAGACAGGGCUGUGAGCUAGGCUCUGUGCUGGGAACUUGUUGGGAGGCUGAUGAGGUGUCUGCCAUCCCCAGGGCAAGGCUCAUGGUCUGCAUUGCACAGAGAGGGAAACAGGCUCAGGGGGGUUAAUCAUGACUAAGAGCCACUUGGGCUGCCUGUGAGGCAAGGAUCAUCCUUCUAGGUCCCCUUCCCGGGUGGCUCAGGGAGAGGCCUCUGGGUCAUCAGUGCCCCCAGGAGGACAGGCCUGGCUAUACACAGGCAGGAGGGUCUUCAAUGAACCAGUGGCUGUCUGUGACCCAGCUUGGAAUUGGGUCUUUGCCUUAUUUUGAAUGGUGGGAAGUAAUAUAAAAAGGCGCCCCAAAAGGUCUUAUGUCAUAGCCGGCACAGUGAGGGUUACGCAUGUCCAGGACGAAAUCCCAGAAUGAGCGUGAAGGUGUCUGAAGGAGACUGAGGGGAGGAGGGGGGUUGGAUUGGGUUAAAAGUGACUCCAUUCUGGAGAAGCCAGCCUGUGGCUCUGAAGGAUGUGGACCUUGUGCUUCUUGAUGGGGCGGGGCUGUGGAGUAGGGAGCAGCAGCCUAGGAGCAGGGUAGGGGAGGGAGAUCCAGCUUCAGACAUGCAAAGGAAGACCCCGCAGAGGAUCCUGCCUGACACUUAGCUGUCAUAUGCUGAGCCUCAGAGGGCCAGAUACUCAUGUGUGUUCUCAGUCGAGAAUGCGUGUGCACCUCUGUGCAUGUGUACAAGUGUAAGCCUCUACACCCCUGUGUGUGCGUGUUAACUCCUGAGUGUGUGUGACAGCAUGAAUCUGUGGGUUUCACCUGUGUGCAUGUCCGUGUACAUAUGUAUCCAUUCAUAUGCAGAACUCCUGUGAACAUCUGUGCCCUCAUGCUUUGGUGUGUGUGUCCUCAGGGCACAAGGGUGUUCAAACCCAUGUGUGUUGGUGUGUAUGUGAGGGGAGGUUCCCUGAGCUGCUGUAAGUGGGGGAGGGGAGGCCGGUUAUAAUGAGCCCCUACCUCCCCUCCACUGAGCCGCAGCCAUGGCCUGAAUUUUGCGGCUUAAAAAUAAUUGGGGGCAGCAGGGGGAUUGGAUGUCACUCAUCAUCAGCCGCUGGCUUGGCUAGUGCCGCAGCAGGUGGGGCGAGCUGAGCAGUGUGGGACAGGCAUGAUGUAGGGUGGGAAAGACCAGGGGUCUGAUCCCUUUUUCAGCUCUGAGGAGGAGGGUGGGUGGUUGGGGGGAGAGGCACAGCCUGUCUGGCUUCCGCCGAAUAACUCCAUGUGGGUCUUGGGAGGAGGGUGGGGUGGCUCCUCUGCAGUGAGUAGGUCUGCCUGGAGCUACUCCACCAUCUCCCCCAGCCCCUGUAUGGCUGGGAGGGGAAGAUGCUUGCUUGGGCCUGGCUUGGAGGUGCAGCAUGAAGGGAUGUGGGAUCUGGAGCAGUGGGGAGCUCCAUGGAUGCUGCACAGGGACUGGAAAGUUGGGGUUCUAAAUUCUGUCCCCCCUCUGCCUGCUGUUUAGACUCCUGAAGACCCAAGGGGAAGUCUGUUCCCUGGGAGCAACUGUGUCUUGGGAGAAUCUAGUCAUACCUGUGAAUUGUCCUGUGUUUCUGAUUCAGUCCCCAGAGCUAAUAGCUGGUCCAUCUGGCCUGAAGCCUGAGCAGCAAGCCUAGGGAAGGAGCAGAGGCUACUGGUGGAGGGAGACAGGCCUGGGCUGGGCCUCAGAUCCUGGGCUUGCGUCCUCUGUGGCCACCUUUGUGUGAUCUGGAGCGGGUUGUCUCCCUUUUCCUAGCCCCAUCUUUUCUCCUCUGAUGAGGACCAGCUGGGCUCUAGGGGGCCCAUGCAGUGCUGUGAGCUAUCCUGUGGCAUGCAGGAGGGAGGCCGCUUGGAUUACUUGGGGGGUAGGAUUGGAAGUGGGGCUGAUUCAGACCACGCGCUAGGUUCCAUUUUCUGGGCAGUUGGGUAGAGGUUGCGCAGGCUGUGGGCAGUGACACAGCCCUGGCCUGGUGGGUGGGAGGGCACCUGCAGCUCCCCCCAUCCUCAGCCCUUACCCACUCUGGCCUGACUGCUCUGUGUGUCUGUAUGGGUCGGGCUUGGGUCCUAGGUGCCCACCCACACCUGGAGUACAUUCACACCUGUUGGGAGCUCAGCUUAGGGCAGCACUUUAAGGGAAGGUAGAAAGCAACAAGCUUGGGUCCCCACUCUUAGGAACUGGAAGACCCAUAAGCUGAAUGAACUAGCCUUGGGGAAACAGUAUAGGAGAGAGGUCACGACUGGCUGGUGGCUUCACAGGUGGGUAGUGGGGGGUGGGGUAGCAGGCCCUGAACCAGGCCUUGGAAGAUAAUCCCAUGGAGCUGGAGGGGAAGAGGGAAGUAAGAGGGGGAAUUUCUGCACCCAUUUUACAGAUGAGAAAACUGAGACUCAUGAGGGUCACCCACCAGCAGGUGGCUGGCUGGGUUGGGGCUCAAGCCCAAUGUCCCCUUACUCGGUGCCUCUCCCCCUUAUUCCAACCAGGAAAUCCACAGCAGUGAUACAUGUGACGUCCACACUGACAGUGCCCUCCUGUGGGCAUGGCUCAGGUUGUGCGCAGUUCCUGGCACACUGGCUGUAACUCCGCCCCUUUCUCUCCCUCUCAGUAAAGCAAGUGAGUGAGAAUGACAUUGUUCCAGGAAUAACCUCAAAUUGCUCUAAUUUAUAAAAAAGCAAAUCAUAGUCAAACAUCACCACUUUGACAAUUACCACAGGAUUACGCGGUGACAUGCCUCACAGCUGAUCACGACACACGGGGAUGGAGAGCAAGAGUUAUGGAGAAUACAGGUUGGAUGGUGAGGCUGGGGCUGGAUCUGAAUGCAAGGCGAAUAUGCUUGUAGUUGAUGGGCUGACUCUGAGGAAACAGAACGAUGGCAACAACAACUACUGUUUCUUCAGGGCUCACAAGAUUCCAGGCACUCUCGCGAGUCCUUUCCCUUACUUAUUUCACCCUUGUAGGAAACUUGUGCGAUAGGUCCUAUCAUUGGUCCAUUUUACAGGUAAGGAAACUGAGGCUCAGAGAGGUCAAGUCCCUUGUCUAAGUUCACACAGGUGGACCCAGGUGACACUUCAAAGACCAGGGUCUUAACUUAUGAGGCCCACUCCCGCAGCUCACCAUAGAAGGUUCAGAGCCCAUGCUGGCUGUGCUGGGGGCCCGCUGACCACUGUCUCUCUCCACAGGGCAAGGGACAUAGGAUGACCCCAGCCUGUCCCCUCUUACUGUCUGUGAUUCUGUCCCUGCGCCUGGCCACCGCCUUCGACCCCGCCCCCAGUGCCUGCUCUGCCCUGGCCUCGGGUGUGCUCUACGGGGCCUUCUCGCUGCAGGACCUCUUUCCUACCAUCGCCUCGGGCUGCUCCUGGACCCUGGAGAACCCUGACCCCACCAAGUACUCCCUCUACCUGCGCUUCAACCGCCAGGAGCAGGUGUGCGCACACUUUGCCCCCCGCCUGCUGCCCCUGGACCACUACCUGGUCAACUUUACCUGCCUGCGGCCUAGCCCCGAGGAGGCGGUGGCCCAGGCGGAGUCAGAGGUGGGGCGGCCAGAAGAGGAGGAGGCAGAGGCGGCAGCGGGGUUGGAGCUGUGCAGCGGCUCAGGCCCCUUUACCUUCCUGCACUUCGACAAGAACUUCGUGCAGCUGUGCCUGUCGGCUGAGCCCUCCGAGGCCCCGCGCCUGCUGGCGCCCGCUGCCCUAGCCUUCCGCUUUGUCGAGGUCUUGCUCAUCAACAACAACAACUCUAGCCAAUUCACCUGUGGUGUGCUCUGCCGCUGGAGUGAGGAGUGUGGCCGCGCUGCCGGCAGGGCCUGCGGCUUUGCUCAGCCAGGCUGCAGCUGCCCUGGAGAGGCGGGGGCCGGCUCCACCACCACCACAUCUCCAGGCCCUCCUGCUGCCCACACCCUGUCCAAUGCCCUGGUGCCCGGGGGCCCAGCCCCACCUGCUGAGGCCGAUUUGCACUCGGGGAGCAGCAAUGAUCUGUUCACAACCGAGAUGAGAUAUGGUGAGGAGCCGGAAGAGGAACCGAAAGUGAAAACCCAGUGGCCGAGGUCUGCAGAUGAGCCUGGGCUAUACAUGGCGCAGACAGGCGACCCGGCGGCUGAGGAGUGGUCCCCGUGGAGCGUGUGUUCCCUGACGUGUGGGCAGGGUCUGCAGGUGCGGACCCGCUCCUGUGUGUCCUCCCCCUAUGGGACCCUGUGCAGCGGGCCCCUGCGGGAGACCAGGCCCUGCAACAAUUCAGCCACCUGCCCAGUGGAAGGCCAGUGGUUAGAAUGGGGUCCCUGGGGCCCAUGCUCCACGUCCUGUGCCAAUGGGACCCAACAGCGCAGCCGGAAGUGCAGCGUGGCGGGCCCAGCCUGGGCCACAUGCACGGGUGCCCUCACUGACACCCGGGAGUGCAGCAACCUCGAGUGCCCGGCCACUGAUAGCAAGUGGGGGCCAUGGAAUGCGUGGAGCCUGUGCUCUAAGACGUGUGACACAGGCUGGCAGCGCCGCUUCCGCAUGUGCCAGGCCACGGGCACGCAGGGCUACCCCUGCGAGGGCACCGGAGAGGAGGUGAAGCCUUGUAGUGAGAAGAGGUGUCCAGCCUUCCAUGAGAUGUGCAGGGAUGAGUACGUGAUGCUGAUGACGUGGAAGAAGGCAGCUGCUGGCGAGAUCAUCUACAACAAGUGCCCCCCGAAUGCCUCAGGGUCUGCCAGCCGCCGCUGUCUCCUCAGUGCCCAAGGCGUGGCGUACUGGGGGCUGCCCAGCUUUGCUCGCUGCAUCUCCCAUGAGUACCGCUACCUGUAUCUGUCACUUAGGGAGCACCUGGCCAAGGGGCAGCGCAUGCUGGCAGGCGAGGGCAUGUCGCAGGUGGUGCGCAGCCUGCAGGAGCUACUGGCCCGGCGCACCUACUAUAGUGGGGACCUGCUCUUCUCUGUGGACAUUCUGAGGAAUGUCACUGACACCUUUAAGAGGGCCACCUACGUGCCCUCGGCUGAUGAUGUGCAGCGCUUCUUCCAGGUGGUGAGCUUCAUGGUGGAUGCGGAAAACAAGGAGAAGUGGGACGAUGCUCAGCAGGUGUCCCCUGGCUCUGUGCACCUGCUCCGUGUCGUGGAGGACUUCAUUCACCUGGUGGGCGAUGCUCUCAAGGCCUUCCAGAGCUCUCUGAUUGUCACAGAUAAUCUAGUGAUCAGCAUUCAGCGAGAGCCCGUCUCAGCUGUGUCCAGUGACAUCACGUUCCCCAUGCGGGGCCGCCGGGGCAUGAAGGACUGGGUGCGGCACUCAGAGGACCGCCUCUUCCUGCCCAAGGAGGUGCUCAGCCUCUCCUCCCCAGGGAAGCCAGCCACAUCUGGGGCAGCAGGCAGCCCUGGCAGGGGGAGGGGCCCAGGAACGGUGCCUCCUGGCCCAGGCCACUCCCACCAGCGCCUCCUCCCAGCAGACCCUGAUGAGUCCUCCUACUUUGUGAUCGGUGCUGUACUCUACCGCACCCUUGGCCUCAUCCUGCCGCCUCCCAGGCCCCCGCUGGCCGUCACAUCCCGGGUGAUGACAGUGACUGUGCGCCCCCCUACCCAGCCUCCAGCUGAGCCCCUCAUCACUGUGGAGCUCUCCUACAUCAUCAAUGGGACCACGGAUCCCCAUUGCGCCAGCUGGGACUACUCCAGAGCAGAUGCCAGCUCAGGAGACUGGGACACUGAAAAUUGCCAGACCCUGGAGACCCAGGCAGCUCACACCCGCUGCCAGUGCCAGCACCUGUCCACCUUUGCUGUACUAGCCCAGCCGCCCAAGGACCUGACCCUGGAGCUGGCGGGCUCCCCCUCGGUCCCCCUGGUGAUCGGCUGUGCAGUGUCGUGCAUGGCGCUGCUCACCCUGCUCGCCAUCUAUGCCGCCUUUUGGAGGUUCAUAAAAUCUGAACGCUCCAUCAUCUUGCUGAACUUCUGCCUGUCCAUCUUGGCAUCCAACAUCCUGAUCCUCGUGGGCCAGUCCCGGGUGCUGAGCAAGGGCGUGUGCACCAUGACGGCUGCCUUCCUGCACUUCUUCUUUCUCUCCUCCUUUUGCUGGGUGCUUACCGAGGCCUGGCAGUCCUACCUGGCUGUCAUUGGGCGGAUGCGCACCCGCCUCGUUCGCAAGCGCUUCCUCUGCCUGGGCUGGGGUCUGCCUGCCCUGGUGGUGGCCGUGUCUGUUGGCUUUACCCGAACGAAAGGAUACGGUACAUCCAGCUACUGCUGGCUCUCCCUGGAGGGCGGCCUGCUCUACGCCUUUGUGGGCCCUGCAGCCGUCAUUGUCCUGGUGAACAUGCUCAUCGGAAUCAUCGUCUUCAACAAGCUCAUGGCACGUGAUGGCAUCUCCGACAAAUCCAAGAAGCAGAGGGCCGGGGCCUCACUCUGGAGCUCCUGCGUGGUGCUGCCCCUGCUGGCGCUCACCUGGAUGUCUGCCGUCCUGGCUAUGACAGACCGCCGUUCCGUCCUCUUCCAGGCCCUCUUUGCUGUCUUCAACUCCGCGCAGGGCUUUGUCAUCACUGCUGUGCACUGCUUCCUGCGCCGAGAGGUCCAGGAUGUGGUGAAGUGCCAGAUGGGGGUGUGCCGGGCUGAUGAGAGCGAAGACUCCCCUGACUCGUGUAAGAACGGGCAGCUGCAGAUCCUGUCAGACUUUGAAAAGGAUGUGGAUCUGGCUUGUCAAACAGUGCUGUUCAAGGAGGUCAACACUUGCAACCCGUCCACCAUCACGGGCACACUAUCCCGCCUGUCCCUGGAUGAGGAUGAGGAGCCCAAGUCCUGCCUCGUGGGCCCUGAGGGCAGCCUCAGCUUCUCACCACUGCCUGGGAAUAUCCUGGUGCCCAUGGCAGCCUCACCAGGGCUGGGGGAGCCUCCGCCCCCACAGGAGGCCAACCCUGUUUACAUGUGUGGGGAGGGUGGCCUGCGGCAGCUGGACCUCACAUGGCUGCGGCCCACUGAGCCAGGCUCUGAGGGAGACUACAUGGUGCUGCCCCGGCGGACUUUGAGCCUGCAGCCUGGCGGUGGGGGUGGAGGUGGUGAGGAUGCCCCCAGGGCCCGGCCGGAGGGGACCCCCCGGCGAGCUGCCAAGACAGUGGCCCACACUGAAGGCUACCCCAGCUUCCUGUCCGUGGACCACUCGGGCCUGGGGCUGGGCCCUGCCUAUGGAUCUCUCCAGAAUCCCUAUGGAAUGACCUUCCAACCGCCACCGCCGACACCCAGCGCCCGCCAAGUGCCCGAGCCAGGGGAGCGCAGCCGGACCAUGCCUCGCACCGUGCCCGGCUCUACCAUGAAGAUGGGCUCCCUGGAGCGAAAGAAAUUACGGUAUUCAGACCUGGACUUUGAGAAGGUGAUGCACACCCGGAAACGGCAUUCAGAACUCUACCACGAGCUCAACCAGAAGUUCCACACUUUCGACCGCUACCGCAGCCAGUCCACGGCCAAGGAUAAGCCCAGCCCUGGGGAGCGCCCCAGCUUGUCCCAACAUCGGCGCCAUCAGAGCUGGAGCACCUUCAAAUCUAUGACACUGGGCUCGCUGCCCCCCAAGCCCCGAGAACGGCUGACUCUGCACCGGGCAGCAGCCUGGGAGCCCACAGAACCACCGGAUGGUGACUUCCAGACAGAGGUGUGAGUGCCACGCUGGACUGCCCACUGCAUAUAAAUAUAUAUAUCUCUCUAUUUUCACACUCCACUUUGGAACUACCCAGGAGCCAGCGCCCUCUCCCCUCUCCCGAGGGCUGGGCAGGGAGGCGCCGUGGACUCAGCCAGGCUGGGGGAGCCGGACAUGGCUUGGCCUGGGGUCCCAGGGCCCUUCCUUGUUUCUCAGAGGCCCCUCAGCCACUGGAACCCCAUCUUCAGCCCAGCCUGUCCGUCCCUGUCCCGGGCUGGGGAGGGGGGAGGGGAACUUUGUUGGGAAUAAACUUCACUCUGUGGA